CUCAUGAGUCAUGACUGUCCCGAAGAUAACAAACAUACUUAACUACCACUUGAUUUGGGUGUGUUUCAAGAUAGACUUCACACAACAAAAAUGGCGGUUCUAACAAUACCAAACUGUUUUCCAUUAGUCAACGGCCACCGGAGACGGUGGAAUAACGGUGGUCGUAGGUGGUGCAUAGUUGCUUCACAGCAAGAAUUGUGCACGGAAUUUAAGAAAAUAAAGAUAGAUAAAAGUGCUUUGAAGAUCGAAGAAGCAAGUUCAGAUAAUGAACUUUGGGCCACGUCACUUCUUCGUGUUAGAUCUUUUUAUGACUUUAAGUCAACCUUUGGCAUCGAAGAUCAUAAAAAGUACUUGGCAGAACAAGAGUUCACAGCUUUGAAAGAACGUCUUGCUGGUAAAAAGGAAGGUGUAAAAGUCUCUUGCAUCAAUGCCACACUACCAUUAUCACAAACAACGAGUUUUCCUGAAGAGCUAUGUUCUUCAUGCAAGUAUUCACAUGAUGGAGAGGAUCGAGUUGUUGUAGGGACUCUUAAUCUGAAUCGGUGUAUAAGUCUACCAAAUGAGAUAACAGGAAUGAAGCCACUGGGAAUUGGAGGUGAUUUUGCAAGAGCGUAUUUAAGUGAUGUAUGUGUUGCCAAUGAAUGCCAGAGGAAUGGAAUUGCUUUCUUCCUUGUGGAGAAAUCAAAAUUAGUUGCUCAAGAUUGGGGGAUUAGUGAUUUAUAUGUGCACGUGGCUGUUGACAAUGAGCCGGCCAAGAAUCUAUACAUGAAAUGUGGUUUUGUUCGAGAAAGCGAAGAACCUGCGUGGCAGGCAAGGUUUCUUGAUCGGCCCCGAAGGCUUCUACUCUGGAUUGGUCUUCCCCAACAAUUAUGAUUGGUAGGAAUAUCAACUGUUAAAAAGCAAUAAUGUUAAUUAUACUAAUAAUUUCGUUGGACAUUUUAGCUGUGAUUUCAUCAUGGAAAGGCAUAAGGUGGUUGUAAUUCAGCUAUCUGGCUAUUUAUUUGUGUAUAAAGUUUCCCUUAUUGUACAGGAUAGAUUUCCAAGGCCAAAUUCGGUAUAUGUAUGUAAUUUGUUUUAUGAAAAUCUGCUCAAUUAUUAGAAUUUGAACAAA
Molecule: messenger RNA, 1111 nt
Organism: Erigeron canadensis
Lineage: Eukaryota; Viridiplantae; Streptophyta; Magnoliopsida; Asterales; Asteraceae
Exons: 5
Coding region: 91-873 (260 amino acids)
Cellular component (GO): chloroplast
Molecular function (GO): acyltransferase activity, transferring groups other than amino-acyl groups
Source: RefSeq, a predicted model, not a curated record